AUGAUACCUUCGGACCAGGAAGCAAUAACCCCGAAGCGGGCUGGUAGACGAAGUGAUCCUAGGGAUAACCUCGUUGCAACGGGGAUCGGCACAGAUAUUCUCGGAGGUCUACGUACGAGAGGCAAAUAUAUACCGCUCGAUCAGCAAAUCUCUGAUAGUGUCUGGGGAAUUGUGCAUUUGUACCGAGAUGCACAGGAGACGCCGUAUCUAGUUGAAGAGGAUUACCCUUCGUACCUAAAAGGGUCCGCUGCUGCAAGACAACCAUACGAUGAACUGGGCGGGGGCUCUAACGCACGCCAGGACGUACAUGUAGAGGAACAAACUUCCCUCUCGUAUCCCGACGAUGACUGCACGACUUUGUGUAUACUCGCCGUUCCGUCAUAUAUGUCCCCCUCAGAUUUUCUGGGAUUUGUUGGCGAGGCAAGCAUGGAUGACGUGAGCCAUUUUCGGAUGAUCAGGACCUCCAGAGCCAAUCGGUAUAUGGUUCUGUUAAAAUUUCGCAGUGGGAAGAAGGCCAAGGAGUGGCAGAAAGAAUGGAAUGGGAAAGUCUUCAAUAGCAUGGAGCCUGAAACAUGCCAUGUCGUUUUCGUGAAAACAGUAGAGGUUCAAGUCGUAGAUUCACAAGCACAGCACGGGGGUACGGCCACUCAUCAGAACUCCCUCUUAUCUCAUUCUGCGACCAGUCCCCAACGUGCAACCAUAUCCUCUACAGGACAAUCCAGCUCCAUACCAUCGGCAACACUAUCUAUGAGACCUCUAGCACCUCCCACACCGGCCCUCGUCGAGUUGCCAACAUGCCCUGUCUGUCUAGAGCGCAUGGAUGAGACCACUGGCCUGCUUACGAUCAUCUGUCAACAUGUUUUUCACUGUACAUGUCUGCAGAAGUGGAAGGGUAGUGGGUGUCCCGUCUGUCGCUACACACAAGACGAGUUCCGCAGGAGCAGCCAGGGCGCACUCUACGAAGAUGAACCGGCUGAAUGCAGCGUGUGCCAUUCCGAUAUCAACCUUUGGAUUUGCUUGAUCUGCGGGGUUGUCGGUUGCGGUCGCUACGAUGGUGCGCAUGCUUUUGAUCACUACAAAGAAACCUCCCACGCGUUUGCUAUGGACCUUGCUACGCAACGUGUCUGGGACUAUGUGGGUGACGCAUAUGUUCACCGCAUCAUACAAAGCAAGACCGACGGCAAACUUGUAGAGCUCCCGGCUGCGGAUAACAGUGCCCUCGACCCGCCGGACUGGACAGAUGCGGUACCCCGGGAAAAGCUAGAAAAUAUGAGCGUGGAGUACACCCAUCUUCUCACAAGCCAGCUUGAGAGUCAACGAGCUUAUUUUGAGGAAAUCGUCGAGCGAGCUGUUGACAAGGCAUCACAGGCCAGCGCAGCCGCGGCCUCGGCGCAGGAAGCAGCUGAGAAAGCCACCGCAAACUUUCGCUCAUUACACAAGCAAUACGAUAAACUGGAAAAUGAGACGUUACCCAACCUCGAGCGAGACAAGUCCCGUGCCGAGAAACGUGCUGAGAAGUUCGAGGCGAUGGCGCGCAAGAUGGAAAAGGAGUGGCGGGAAGAGAAAACUAUGAAUGAAAGUUUGAUGCAGCGCAUUGAACACCUAACCUCCGAAGUGGAAAGUCUCAAAGUGGCGAAUGCAGACUUGACCGAGCAAAACAGAGACCUCACGUUCUUUAUCAGCGGCUCUGAACGACUGAAGAAUGAAAGCGAGGAUAUCGUCCAGGGUACUGUUAGUGUUCCUGAGCCCCAAACUAACAAGAAGAAAGGCAAGGGCAAGGGACGGAGAUAA
Molecule: messenger RNA, 1791 nt
Organism: Aspergillus pseudonomiae
Lineage: Eukaryota; Fungi; Ascomycota; Eurotiomycetes; Eurotiales; Aspergillaceae
Product: putative RING and UBP finger domain protein
Exons: 2
Coding region: 1-1791 (596 amino acids)
Biological process (GO): protein ubiquitination; Ras protein signal transduction
Cellular component (GO): cytoplasm
Molecular function (GO): ubiquitin protein ligase activity; zinc ion binding
Source: RefSeq, a predicted model, not a curated record